ACAAACGCAAAAUAGCAUUAUACACGUUAGAUUCAGGUAAAAAUGGAUUUCUUUAGAGAACUUAGAGAACUUCGGGGUAACCAGGGUAAGGAAGAAGAAGAGGGUGUGAUUUUAACGGAACCCAUUGUGAUGAUAGUGCUGCUGGAAUUGCAAGAUUUGUCAGAAAUUAUUACACCAGAAAGCAGCGCUAAUGCUAGUGCAUAUGGUGACUCUAUUGGUCACCAUUCUGCAGCUUCUAAAGACUCAUCUUCAGUGAGGACGCCCAAUGAGGCGGGAGACGAGGGAGAAGGUGUUAGCAGUCCUUACAUGGCGCCUAUGGAGGCAGGUGUGCCCAUGUUUGUAGAGUGGAAGGGUAAAACCGUUAGUAGAAGGCUGAGCAAUAUUCGAAAAGUGCCAAAAGAUUUGCUCGCUGGAUUCAGGUUUAGAGUGGCGCUUCAUCAUGAGGGAACACAUUCUUCACUUGCCGUUGGACUUCUUGAUGAGCAUAGGAUUAGACACCCACUGUGAAUAUUCCACCCUCCUGAUGAAACAUGCCUGUAAUACUUCUGUAUUUCUUCAUCUAUAGUAGCUUGCUUCUCAUGGCUAAAAAAGCAACACUUCUAAACCACUAGCUUUCUUGUGGGGUUUGUACUGAGUUUGUGGACUAUAAAAUCUGCUAGAAUUC
This is a messenger RNA of Rubroshorea leprosula, 664 nucleotides long. Lineage: Eukaryota; Viridiplantae; Streptophyta; Magnoliopsida; Malvales; Dipterocarpaceae. The record is from the annotation of a GenBank genome assembly.